Messenger RNA from Pseudocercospora fijiensis CIRAD86, 1362 nucleotides. RefSeq lists its product as uncharacterized. Gene Ontology annotation, molecular function: protein binding. Gene Ontology annotation, biological process: ribosome biogenesis. NCBI's taxonomy places the organism in Eukaryota, Fungi, Ascomycota, Dothideomycetes, Mycosphaerellales, Mycosphaerellaceae. Gene Ontology annotation, cellular component: preribosome, large subunit precursor. The record is from RefSeq and is a predicted model, not a curated record. The transcript is spliced from 3 exons. The coding region runs from base 1 to 1362 and encodes 453 amino acids.
AUGGCGGCACAGAACGGAGAGCGGGCUUCCCAAGUGCGGGUAAACCUGAAGGCGAGAGACUCGGAAAUCGAGCUGCCGGUGGAAAGUCAGGGCAGCAUAGUCGUGUCAACCGAUGUGAAAAGAUAUCAGCUUUCAACACUCGUCAACAAGCUUCUUGGACCAGAAAAGCCAAUACCAUUCGAGUUCCUCAUUAAUGGCCAGUUCUUACGCACAUCACUCGACGAGUUCCUCACUCAAAAUGGAAUUUCCGCUGAAUCCACACUAAACGUCGAAUAUGUGAAAGCCUUGGUACCUCCACUUCAUGUCGCCAGCUACGAACAUGACGAAUGGGUCUCUUCGGUUGAUAUCUCUUCGAAUUCAGGGGCCCCGAGUAGCCGGAUUCUGUCUGGGUCCUUCGACGGCAGCAUCCGAAUUUGGGAUGAAAGCUCCCAAGUGAUUGCCACAGGGCAAUGGCAUAGAUCAUCAGUUCAAUCCGUAAAGUUCAUCACUACGAAUUCAAUAGCUUCCGCUGGAAACGAUCGCUCGAUCCGCAUCUGGGACUUCGAAAACAGUGAUGAGAAGGACAGGGGCAAACUCACACCCAAGCUCGAAUUGCUAGGCCACAAAUCUAUUAUCGACCGGAUAGUCGUUCACGCCCCAUCUUCUCGUAUUCUUUCGGCUUCAUCAGAUCACACAAUCGGUCUCUGGACAAGCUCCAAAUCUUCAGCUCCAGCCGCUCCCGAAAGCAGCUCCAGCAAUAAGCGCCGCAAACUCUCCGGGCCAGCAGUGUCUACUCCUCAGCGCGGAGCGCUUUCCAUGCUCACAGGGCACCAGCAUCACGUCAAAGAUGUCUCCUUCGACGCCCGAGACGCCACAGUAGCCUAUUCAGGCUCCAUGGACCACACAAUCAAAACAUGGGACCUCGCGACCUCAACAUGCGUAACCACAAUCCCAACCACCCACUCAAUCUUCAGCAUCUGCCAUCUCCCCACCCACUCCCUUCUGGCAGCAGGAAACACAAAUAACACAAUUGAUCUAAUCGAUCUCCGGUCCACAGCCACGAAACUUUCCUCCCUAAUCUGUAUAGGCCACACAAAUUGGAUCCGCUCCAUAUCGCCCAGUCCAAGCAGCAACACAUAUCAAUUUGUUUCUGCCUCCAGCGAUUCUACCUGCAAAAUUUGGGACUUGAGGAGUACGAGUCAGAAUGCUGCGGGGAAUGCAAUCGCAAAGCCCGUGUAUACAAUUGAAAGGGAGAGUCAGAAAGGUGCGCCGAAGUCGGCGAGGGGGAGUGAGAGUGCAGUUUUUGGUGUUGUUUGGGAUGAGAAGGUGGGAAUUGUUAGUGGUGGGGAGGAUAAGAGGGUGCAGAUUAAUAGGGCUCCAUGA